Rosa chinensis is the source of this 848-nucleotide messenger RNA. Its product is annotated as beta-amylase 3, chloroplastic-like. Gene Ontology annotation, biological process: polysaccharide catabolic process. Gene Ontology annotation, molecular function: beta-amylase activity. Bases 1 to 789 code for a protein of 262 amino acids. NCBI's taxonomy places the organism in Eukaryota, Viridiplantae, Streptophyta, Magnoliopsida, Rosales, Rosaceae. The record is from RefSeq and is a predicted model, not a curated record. The transcript has a single exon.
AUGAAAGCUUCCCUGGAAGCAUCAGAAGAGGCACAAGGAAAGAGAGAAUGGGGAAGGACUGGACCCCAUGAUUCCGGCCAGUACAAUCAGUUUCCUGAAGACACCGGAUUUUUCAAAAGAGAUGGAACCUGGAAUACCGAGUAUGGACAGUUCUUCCUCGAAUGGUACUCAGAGAAGCUAUUAAGGCACGGAGAUAGACACUUGGCAGCUGCAAAAGGAGUGUUCCAAGGAACUGGAGCUAAACUAUCUGGAAAGGUAGCUGGGAUUCAUUGGCACUACAGAACAAGAUCCCAUGCUGCUGAAUUAACUGCUGGCAACUAUAAUACUAGACUUAGAGAUGGUUACAUACCAACAGCAAAAAUGUUCAGCAAACAUGGGGUUGUAUUAAACUUCACCUGCAUGGAAAUGAAAGAUGGAGAACAGCCUGACAAUGCAAAUUGCUCACCCGAGGGGUUAGUCUGGCAAGUAAAGAUGGCAACCAAGAGUGCUGGAAUUGAACUUGCAGGAGAGAAUGCACUGGAGAGGUAUGAUUCUGGUGCAUAUGGACAAGUUUUGGCCACAAGCAGAUCAGAUUCCGGCAAUGCGUUGAGUGCUUUCACAUACCUAAGAUUGAAUAAGAGAUUGUUCGAAGGGGACAACUGGCGGAACAUGGUUGAAUUUGUGAAAGGAAUGGCUGAAGGAGGCCGGAAUGAAAGACUGUCAGAGUGUGACUCCACUGGAACCGACAUUUUUGUCCGGUUUAUCAAGGAGAAGAAUGUCCAGGAAAAAAAGGAAACUGUUCUUGUGUAGAAAAAUUUAUAAGUGCAUCUUUAUGUACAAACAGAGUAUCCGAGUAUAUAGUUAAUAUC